GUGAAGGAUGGUUUUACGAAGGCUCUUGAAAACGUAGAAAAUAAGUUUUUCUUUCAUUUUGGGGCUUUUAAAAUUGAUCGAUUUAAUUUAUUAGGUGAAUGCAUAAUCGAUUUUUUAAAAACUGAUUUAGAUGGUGGGUCUGCGUUCUAUUUACAUUGCAGAUUAUUUGGGUGUAUCUUUUAACAUGUAGAGAUGCAAUAGUGUGCUGAAUGGAUACGAUGAUGACACCGAAUGGGAGUUUAGUGUGAUCAAUGCAAUUUAAAGUUAAGCUGGACCGACGAAGUAAUUUGACGGUUAAUGAUUUCUUAUUGAUUUUGAUGAAGGACACAACUUGUAUUUUCCUUUAAAUCAUCUAAGCCGUUUAUUCAACUGUCAACAAAUGUACGUUUACUGACUUGUACCCUUGAUGUAAUUAACGUUAUAUCAGAAUAUUUCGUGUUAUUUGAAUAUUGUGUGUGUUGAUUUAGGAAAAGAAGUAUUGUAGGAUUAUAUAGCUUGUUGAUAAGGAUUUGCUUUUUCAUUACCAAAAUGGCAUUUGAACAUCAACCUGGCAUGGCUAUUGAAUGUUUAAGUAUUCCAAUAAAACUUACAAAGGAACCUGGACUUGAUGCUGAAGGCCGAGAAGUUUUAAAGUGUGGUUUUAAAAUAGGAGGGGGCAUUGAUCAGGAUUUUCGUAAAAGUCCUCAAGGAUAUAAAGAUAAUGGUAUAUAUGUUACUGAAGUCUGCGAAAAUAGCCCUGCUGCAAAUUGUGGCUUGAAGAUUCAUGAUAAAAUUCUUCAGGUUAAUGGUUAUGAUUUUACUAUGGUAACCCACAGUAAAGCUGUUGAAUAUAUUAAAAAACAUCCUGUAUUAAAUAUGUUAGUUGCAAGGAAAGGAGUGACACAUUCAUGAAUUUCUUAUCUGUUCAUGAAAAAUAAUUACUCUAGCUGGCUAGAGGCAUUAUUUUAUGUUCUAAGUCUUCCUUUUGACUUGCUUUUAUGAUAUAUGUUCCAAAAUGUCUUUCAUUAGAGUUUAUGCUUUAUACAUUUACAGCCAUCAAUCACAGUGCUUAAUACUUUGGCCAUUUUGUGUAAAUGUUUAAUAUAACCUUCAACUUCAUACUUACAUGUUAUAUGUAAUUCUUUAAAUGAAAAUAAUUUGUUUAAAGGCCAGCUUUAUUAUGAAGAGUGUCUAUCUUACAUAUAUGUCGUCGUUUCUGAAAUCUAACAAAAAAUUAGAUAUUUAGAUUUUAUUUAUGUGGAAUAGCACAUUGCUGUACAGCCAUGUUUGAUUUAGAAUAUGAUUUUUAUUAACUUUAGCACUAUUGCAAUUUUUUUAUUAAUAUUAGUUUUGUAAAAAAUUAAAUUAUUUAUGAUUCAUAUGUGAUUAGAUGUAUUUUUGGAGAAAGUGCAGAAUCACCCACUGCUUGGUGCGUUUUUAAGAAUUGCACAUACUCGGUAUACAUGUACACAUUGACCUAUUUUCACUUGAAAAAACUUUCCCAGAAUUGCACAAAAAUGGCAUUGUGCACUCCCUUGACUUUAUCCAUGUACACAUCGACCUGUCAAAGAAAAUUGACUAAAAUCCAAUUCUUCUUAGUCUUGUAUAAAGCAGCAAACAAACAAGUGGGCUAUUCUGCACUUUAGCCGUAUUUUUUAAUUCUAUUUUGAUACAGCAGAAACUGAUUACUUGAACUUUUGAGAAUUCAAAAUUUUUUACAGGUUGAACUGGAUAUUUCUUUUUGACAAAAUGUAUCAAAAGUUAAUACUAACAUUUCUCAUUUAUUUAUUUAUUUUAAAAUUUGGCUAGGUAAACUAUUUUUGAAUGAUUGUCAAUUAUUUGCAUUGCUUCUUUCUCAAUAAGUCGUGUGUAUAAAUCUUUAAACAGCAGACAUGAUGUGUAGGAUAUUUUCAUAAAAUCCUUAAGUGUGAGGUAAUUUACAUUUUUGUGGUUUCUUCCAAAUAACUGCACUCUUUCUCUUUUGAGUAAAAAUAUACAUAGAGAAUUGAAAUAUGUUUUUGAAAUAGAGUGUAAAUUUUGAUUGGAAUAAGCAAACCUGUGCUAUUUAUGAUUCUGUACUUUAAGUUUUAAAAUGUAAUUUUUGUUACAUUGUUUACAUUAAUAAUUUUUGUAAUAUACCUGGUGUUGAAAGGAAAAUUAACUUGACAAUAUGCAAAGAAUUUUUUUUAAAACUUUUAUUACUUUGAAGUUAUUACUUAAUUAAUAGUUAAUUAUUACUUUGAAGUGAAUGUAUGCUAUGUUAAUUCUCCAUUAGAACAUUUACAUUAUUUCUCCAUGGGAUUUCAAGCUGUUAUACACCAGUUGCAUAAUCAGAGGUUUUGAUGUUCAGGGUGGUAUAAUGAGUUUGCCAGUUCUCUCAAGAUGUUGGGGGGGGGAAUGCUACAAAAUAUCUUAUGUAUUAUUGUAAUAUAAUUUUGUAAAGCAGCAUAUAAGGGGUGGGGAGUUUAUUUUUAAGUCAAAUUCCAACAUUCUGAAAGACUACUCUGCUUGUUUUCAGUUAAUAAAAUCAUUUGAUGACA
Stegodyphus dumicola is the source of this 2519-nucleotide messenger RNA. RefSeq names its product tax1-binding protein 3 homolog. Gene Ontology annotation, biological process: receptor clustering; neurotransmitter receptor transport, endosome to postsynaptic membrane; establishment or maintenance of epithelial cell apical/basal polarity. Gene Ontology annotation, cellular component: postsynaptic membrane; adherens junction; postsynaptic density. Gene Ontology annotation, molecular function: protein kinase binding. The record is from RefSeq and is a predicted model, not a curated record. NCBI's taxonomy places the organism in Eukaryota, Metazoa, Arthropoda, Arachnida, Araneae, Eresidae.